AUGGCUUCGAUUCGGAGAACGCUGUCGCCCUACAACGACCGAUCGUACCAGAAUCAGUGUAGCAGUCCGUUUUCAGUUCAAUCGCCGUCUCAAAAGCUGCUUUUCCACGGCAGAACAACCUUCUCUCCGGUGCGUAGGAUUAUCGCCGGUGUUUUCCUCCAGAAGAACUGUUCUCGGAAAGGUUAUCAGAUCUCGUGGAGAAAGCCACUUCUCCGCUGCUUUCUCUUCUUUUUUCUAGGGUUUCUGUUGGGCAUGGCGCCGUUUAGUAAUGAUCUUAGUGAGCUCAAGCAAAGCGACGAGUUCUCGUACGAGUUAAAGCCCACGGUGGUGAGGGUUGAGGAGAACGUGGGCGGUGGUUUGGGUUUUGUGGAGGGGACGAAGGGGAAUGAUGUGGUUGUGGAUGCUGUUGAGAGCUCUAUAAGAAAUGAAGUCAAGAGGAAUUUGGAUUUCGUGCCUUUUAAACAACUGAUUCUUGUGACACCAACGUAUAGCAGAGCUACGCAGGCUUACUAUUUGAAUAGGUUAGGGCAGGUUUUGAGAUUGGUGAGACCGCCAGUGUUGUGGAUUGUAGUGGAGAUGAAUGCUGCGUCCAUAGAGACUGCAGAGAUCUUGAGGAAUAUGGGAGUUAUGUACAGACAUUUGGUUUGUAAGAAGAAUUCUACAGAUGUGAAGGACCGGGGAGUCCACCAGCGAAAUACUGCAAUCGAGCAUAUUGAGCGGCAUAGGCUUGAUGGGAUUGUCUAUUUUGCCGAUGAUGAUAAUAUCUACUCGCUCGAGCUACUUGAGAGGAUAAGGGAAAUCAGUCGUUUUGGCACUUGGCCAGUAGGAAUGCUAGCACAAAGCAAGAAUAAAGCGAUAUUGGAAGGCCCCGUAUGCAAUGGAAGUCAAGUGAUAGGAUGGCAUACAAAUGAAAAGAGCAAAAGGCUCCGAAGGUUUCAUGUUGACAUGUCUGGCUUUGCUUUCAAUAGCACUAUACUUUGGGAUCCCAGGAGAUGGCACCGUUCAAAGUUGAGUCCAAUCCGGCAGUUAGAUACAGUGAAGGAGGGUUUCCAAGAAACUACUUUCAUCGAACAGAUUGUUGAAGACGAGAGUCAAAUGGAAGGGAUUCCUCUAGGUUGUCAUCAGAUAAUGAACUGGCACCUCCAUAUAGAAGCUAGUAAACUUGUUUACCCGAAAGGCUGGAUGCUUCAGGGGAACCUUGAAGUAACCACUCCUACCAAGUGA
This is a messenger RNA of Striga hermonthica, 1224 nucleotides long. The record is from the annotation of a GenBank genome assembly. NCBI's taxonomy places the organism in Eukaryota, Viridiplantae, Streptophyta, Magnoliopsida, Lamiales, Orobanchaceae.